AGGUGAUCCACUGACGACGCUUCUGCUAUUUUGUUUGUUUUGUAAAAACUUGGAAGAACUGUCAUGGUAGAAUAACAAGUAUCGAAAUGCCGUGGCUGUGUACGGAGCAGCGUCAGCCGUGUUGUCAACUGUGACGUUUGAACCUGGAGGAUCAAAGUUGAGCCACGUUUGACUCGGUUCGGGAUACACAAAAGCAUGUAUGAGCCUCGGCACUAUGACAGCCCCCCGUUCUACAGCCCCCCCUACAGCACCACCACUCAGAGCUUCUACCCCCCACACAGCGUCCAGAGCCAACAUGCCCCGUACACCUACCAGCUCCCCCCCGACUCCUACUACAUGGAAGAUAAACCUCAGCUCUUCUACCGCUGGUUCUCUCCCCCUGGCUUUUUCAAGACCUUCCAAGGACUCACCGUGCUCAUGUGCUUCCUCAUCUUCGCCUGCGUGGCCUCCACCUUGGUGUGGGACAUGAGCGGACUGGGUUAUGGGGGGUACGGUGUGGGCGCGACAGGAAGUGCGGUGGGGUCUGGAUAUUACGGCGGGAGUUACGGGUACAGCAGCUCGUACAUGACGCCGCAGUCCGCCAAGGCGGCCAUGCUCUCUAUGGCUUCCAUCAACUUUGUGGUGUCGCUGGGAUUCCUGGUGGCUAGUUUCUCUCGCUCGCCCGCCAUGAGGGGGCGCCGCUUUUACCUGGCUGUGUUCAUCUGUGACAUCAUUUUAGCGGUGCUGCAGGGAAUCAUCGACAUCAUCUUCGUGAUCGGUGUGAACCCCAUGUCACAGAGCUCGCAGAGCAUGUUGUACAACCCCAUGCUGAUGAUGUGCCAGAACAUCCAGAGCAACCCCAGCCUCAGUGGAAGCGUGGGUCCUGGGGUCCCCCCUGGUUUACCCCUGUACAACCAGUACCUGAUCCACUACUGCUACAUGGACCCUGAGGAGGCGGUGGGGCUGGUGUUAGGUAUGGUGGUGGUCUUGGCACUGUCCCUGGCUGCUUAUUACGCCUACAAGACACGCAGCAAGAUCUGGAGGCACGGUAAAGCCAACAUCUACUGGGACAGGCAACCCGGGAGGUCAGGGCUCCACGACGUCCAUGACUGGGUGGACCAUGUUGGGGAGACUCGCAGCACCCAGCGGGCGCCGACAGUGGUGCUGUCAGAGCGAGCAGCUGUCGACCUCAGGACCGAAAACGGAACAGUUUCCUUGAGUCACGGAGCCGUCAGCGUCUACAGUGAGGGGGAUCAUUAUGGCAAUGGCACCAGGUCAGACAGCAUGGACCCGCUCUCCUCUGAAGGGACUGACAGCUUGAAGAAGCCUCCCUGGCGUCAUGGUGCGAGAGGUCCGAGGACGGGGGAGGACGGGAGGCCUGUGGUCAGGGAGUCCCAGUACGAGACUGGUUACACCACCGGAGGCGACACUGGUCAUGAGCUGGACCAGGACCACCCUGAGAAGCUCUUCAGGCUGUUUCCGGAGAUCAUAUCAGACCAGCAGCGGCAGCAGUACAAGCGAGAGUUUGACUCCACUCUGGCGCGCUACAAGAGUCUGUGCGAGGACAUGGACGACAUCAGCGACCAGAUGAACAAGCUGAGUCGAGAGCUGGACACCCUGGACCCCGAAUCCAGGAAGUAUCAGGGUGUUGCAGAUGAGUACACCAGACUGAAAGAGCUUAAAAAGACUCCAGACUACCAGUCCAAGAAGAAGGAGAGCAAAGAGCUCCGACAGAAACUCUUCCACAUCAAACGUCUGGUGAAGAACUAUGACGGAGGCCUGUGCUGAGCCUCGUACUGCGGGUGACUCACAGUCUGGAAACUCUGGACCUCAGCUGCAGUGAGUCAGGGACCGUCUGCAGUGCAGUGCCUUGGUAUCGGAGCUCCGCUAUAGCAGGGAAGCACCCCAAAAAAGACGUAUGAAGGAGGUCUGGAUCGGAUUGAAGUCGUCGAUGUCGGUUGUGCAGAAGGAGUGGAUCCUACUUGACACCUACAUGUCAAGUCAGAUGAAAGGGCUAAGGGCUAUAAGUUAUCAAUUCUUGUUUACUUAUUACAAUUGUUUUAUAAAUUAUUCUAUUUUUAUUGCAAUGCCGCAUUUUUACCUUUUAAUUCAGUCUUAAAAGCUAUUUAAAUUGAAUUCUAUUUAUUUUCAUUCAUUUUUUAUACCUAUUUUAUUACUGAUUUUGUUUACCUCUUUUGA
Molecule: messenger RNA, 2178 nt
Organism: Synchiropus splendidus (mandarinfish)
Lineage: Eukaryota; Metazoa; Chordata; Actinopteri; Syngnathiformes; Callionymidae
Gene: ocln1
Exons: 9
Coding region: 196-1767 (523 amino acids)
Biological process (GO): positive regulation of transcription elongation by RNA polymerase II; snRNA transcription by RNA polymerase II
Cellular component (GO): membrane; transcription elongation factor complex
Molecular function (GO): cis-regulatory region sequence-specific DNA binding
Source: RefSeq, a predicted model, not a curated record